This is a messenger RNA of Talaromyces proteolyticus, 465 nucleotides long. RefSeq lists its product as uncharacterized. Lineage: Eukaryota; Fungi; Ascomycota; Eurotiomycetes; Eurotiales; Trichocomaceae. The record is from RefSeq and is a predicted model, not a curated record. The transcript has a single exon. The coding region runs from base 169 to 330 and encodes 53 amino acids.
CCCUCACUAAUGCUCCUUCUCUCCCUAUUUUAUCUCGAAACAAGGCCAUUACUUGGCAAAUCUCUUCGUUGAAAUGUUAUUCCAUCUGCCGCACGCGUUAAAGUGUCUAAGAAGGCGGUUAUUGCCCAUCACACUUUUGAAAAAGUGCUUACUCGCAAGCCCGCCUUCAUGAAUCGGUUAGAAAGCAAGCUCAAGUAUCUUGGAUCAACCAUAAUACAAAGGGAAAGACACGGCCUAAAGCCAGACAACGCAUAUCGACCGAAACGAUUACCUCGAGGUCGCUCGACGAUGUGGCCGUCGUUAGUGGGUGGAAGUAGGCUUGCCGGGUAAGUCUAUCAACGCAUUUAUGCGUUUUACUUGCUGGAAAAUCUGACAGUAUGCACCUUAGACAAGGUCACCAUGUUGCAAUUGUCGUCGCUGCCGUAGCUGGCAGCAUCAGCCUAGGAGUUAUUGUUUUCGCUGUCG